This is a messenger RNA of Haliotis rubra (blacklip abalone), 4094 nucleotides long. RefSeq names its product UDP-N-acetylglucosamine--peptide N-acetylglucosaminyltransferase 110 kDa subunit-like. Gene Ontology annotation, molecular function: protein N-acetylglucosaminyltransferase activity; protein binding. The record is from RefSeq and is a predicted model, not a curated record. Gene Ontology annotation, biological process: protein O-linked glycosylation. Lineage: Eukaryota; Metazoa; Mollusca; Gastropoda; Lepetellida; Haliotidae.
CCUGUAAAGACUGUAGAGGAAGCAGAAAGGGUGAACGGUCGGACAACAGCGGCACUUUUCCUCGAAGAAAAACCAUUAUUACAAGUCAAAUAUUGGAUCAACGAAUAUCGCUGCUUUGGUGUCUACAUAUGAAAGUGCGGUUUCCUGAUAGAAAGAGUUUCGGCUCCAGAACGUAGUAUCCGGUACAUUAUUCUCCGCGUGUUGGUAAUCACACUACGUUGUAGAUGAAGGAACCGCCAUCUUGGAGUGUGAACCACAAAGAAAUGGCUCAUAUUGCGGACUCUACAGGUCUAGCAGAGCUUGCUCAUCGAGAGUACCAGGCAGCAGACUAUGAGCAUGCUGAACAGCACUGUAUGCAGUUAUGGCGGCAAGAACCCGACAACACAGGGGUUCUUUUGCUUCUCAGUUCUAUCCACUUCCAGUGCAGGAGGCUUGAUAGGUCUGCAUACUUCAGCCAACUUGCCAUUAAACAGAAUCCCAUGCUAGCAGAGGCAUACUCAAAUCUAGGCAAUGUAUAUAAGGAAAGGGGACAAUUGCAGGAAGCACUAGAUAAUUACAGACAUGCUGUGAGGUUAAAACCUGACUUUAUUGAUGGAUAUAUCAACUUAGCAGCAGCCUUGGUGGCAGCAGGGGACAUGGAACAGGCGGUGCAAGCAUAUGUGACUGCGUUACAGUAUAACCCAGACCUGUAUUGUGUGAGAAGUGAUCUUGGUAACCUCCUAAAAGCUCUUGGAAGGCUGGAUGAGGCCAAGGCCUGCUAUUUAAAAGCUAUCGAGACAUGUCCAAACUUUGCCGUGGCAUGGAGCAACCUAGGAUGUGUGUUCAACGCUCAGGGCGAAAUCUGGCUUGCUAUUCAUCAUUUUGAGAAGGCUGUUGCAUUGGACCCUAAUUUCCUGGAUGCCUAUAUUAAUCUGGGAAAUGUAUUGAAAGAAGCAAGAAUAUUUGACAGAGCUGUUGCUGCGUAUCUCCGAGCUUUGAAUCUCAGUCCAAACCAUGCAGUUGUACAUGGUAACCUGGCUUGUGUUUACUAUGAACAAGGACUCAUUGAUCUGGCGAUUGACACAUACAAGAGGGCAAUAGAACUGCAGCCUAACUUCCCUGAUGCCUAUUGUAAUCUUGCCAAUGCUCUGAAGGAAAAGGGUCAGGUGAAGGAGGCUGAGGAGUGCUACAACACAGCAUUGCAACUAUGUCCCACUCAUGCAGACUCUCUCAACAAUCUCGCCAACAUCAAGAGGGAGCAGGGCAACACAGAGGAGGCUGUCAAGCUCUACCUAAAGGCGUUGGAGGUCUAUCCAGAAUUUGCCGUAGCCCAUUCAAACCUGGCUAGUGUUUUACAGCAACAAGGAAAACUCCAUGAAGCACUCAUGCAUUAUAAAGAAGCAAUUAGGAUAUCUCCAACAUUUGCGGAUGCGUACUCCAACAUGGGCAACACGUUGAAGGAGAUGCAGGACAUUCAAGGUGCUCUGCAGUGCUAUACACGGGCCAUACAAAUCAACCCUGCCUUCGCUGAUGCUCACAGCAACCUGGCCUCCAUCCAUAAAGAUUCUGGAAACAUCCCAGAAGCCAUAGCGUCCUACAGAACAGCCCUCAAGCUGAAACCUGACUUCCCUGAUGCCUAUUGUAAUCUUGCUCAUUGUCUGCAGAUUGUAUGUGACUGGACAGACUACAAUAGUCGAAUGAAGCGUCUAGUUCAGAUAGUACAAGAUCAGCUUGAGAAGAACCGUCUUCCAUCAGUCCAUCCACAUCACAGUAUGCUUUACCCCCUCUCUCACUCCAUGAGGAAGGCCAUCGCAGCCAGACAUGCCAGUCUCUGCUUAGAAAAGAUUAACGUGUUGCACAAGCCCCCGUAUCAACAUCCCAAGGACAAACUAUCAAGUGGUGGUCGUCUGAAGAUUGGCUACAUUAGCUCAGACUUCGGCAACCAUCCAACAUCUCAUCUGAUGCAAAGUAUUCCCGGUAUGCAUGAUCUACAGAAUGUUGAGGUAUUUUGUUACUCACUAAGUCCUGAUGAUGGAACCACAUUUAGAUCAAAGAUCGAGAGAGAAGCGGAACACUUCAUUGAUCUGUCUCAGAUUCCCUGCAAUGGCAAGGCAGCCGAUCGAAUCCAUGCAGAUGGAAUACAUGUACUCAUCAACAUGAACGGCUACACUAAAGGUGCUCGCAAUGAACUCUUUGCCCUUAGACCAGCACCUGUACAGGUGAUGUGGCUGGGUUACCCUGGGACAAGUGGUGCAUCAUUUAUGGACUAUGUCAUCACUGAUAGGCUCACCUCCCCAGUCUCUGUGAGCAAGCAGUACUCUGAGAAACUGGCAUACACGAGAGACACAUUCUUUAUUGGAGACCACAUGAACAUGUUCCCCCACAUGUUGGAGAAGUUUGUCAUCAAAUAUACGGAUGAGAAUGGCAAGAAGUUUGAGUACAUCUUAAACGGCACUGACCUCAGUGAAGCCAAGGAGAUUGCUACAAGUUUUAAGGAGGUAGUGCAGCAAGUGUUGCCUGGAGCGACUGUAACUGCCCCUGAUGGAAGCCUGAUGUCUAUGACUACCACGAUCCUGGAAGUACCCAAGACAGUGGUUACCGCACUCAACACCAUGAUGCAGUCAAGUCAGCCACAGACAGUAGUGAAGGGGGAUAUUGUCGUCAUGAAUGGACUCACAACAAGUCAGACCAGCAACAAGGAGGCUACAGGAGAAGAGGUGCCAAAUGGCAUCAUACUGACAACACGACAGCAGUACGGCCUUCCUGAAGAGGCCAUCGUGUAUUGUAAUUUCAACCAGCUGUACAAGAUCGACCCCUCCACACUGGAGAUGUGGGUCGACAUCCUCAAGAAUGUUCCCAACAGUGUGUUGUGGCUGUUAAGAUUCCCCGCAGUUGGAGAGGCCAACAUCAUUCUCUCAGCCACCAACAUGGGACUGCCAUCUGGGCGCAUCAUCUUUUCCAACGUAGCACCCAAGGAAGAACAUGUGCGUCGAGGCCAGCUUGCCGAUGUGUGUGUGGACACUCCACUGUGCAAUGGACACACUACAGGAAUGGAUGUGCUCUGGGCAGGCACACCAAUGGUAACCUUCCCAGGUGAAACUCUAGCUUCCCGUGUUGCCUCGUCACAACUCCACACUCUUGGGUGUCCUGAGCUAGUGGCCAAGACAAGAGAUGAUUACAUCCAAAUUGCCACCAGACUUGGUACAGAUGCAGAAUAUUUAAGUGCAAUGAAAGCUAAGGUAUGGACAGCACGUGAGUCCAGUCCCCUGUUCAAUGCCAAGACCUACUCUAGAAACUUGGAGAAACUGUAUGAACGAAUGUGGACCCGAUACGAGAACAACCUACCCCCAGAUCAUAUUGUGUCCCCCCUGGAAUUGAGGGAUUCUACCACACAGGAAUUCUGCAUGAACUGAUGAACAAUACUAUACAGCAGUUUCAUCCUGCAAAUAGCUUGGAGGUCAGAAGGGAUUUAAAGACCUGACAAUAUACCGGAAGAACUGAAGUAGCUGUGCAGGCUUUUACCUUUGAAAAUAUCCCAUGGACUGGCCACUUGAGUGAAUACAUCUCAAGAACAGACACAUGGAACUGUUAAUAUUGUCUAUAUUAUUGUAUAUAAUGGCCAUUUUUCUCAGAAGGGAAAUGUAUUUUCAUACUGGGUAAUAUCCCUGGAACAUUUAUCUUGAGGGAAAAGAAUUUCUUUCUGGAAUAAUUAUUGGUGUUUUUUUUUUGAAUGAUGAAUGAUGAAUUCACAAUAUUAUAGCUCUGCAAGUUUAUCCUGACAUGAUAUCGUCAUCUUUCAUCUGGUCUACUUUUCUCAUCAUCCAUCAUAUUGUUAUCACCCCAUUUAUGCUUUCUCAUUUUAUCUUUGCACAGAUUAUUGUUAUCACCGUACUGUAAGAUACCCCUUCCCCACCUGUUGUACAUAGUGCACUCCUGCUUAUAGGGUUUGUAAAUGAGAUGGAGUUUAGGUUAUAGUAUUUAUUUUUACUACUGUUGGGUUAAGCAGCUAUGUAAUUUUAUCUCUUCUCCUUCUCUCUCUCACAACCUGUGCUGUACAGGAGGUAUUAUUCAUCUCUUGAGUUUUUGCUUUGCGGUGAAUUAAAACUUUAAAAAUA